This is a messenger RNA of Zerene cesonia (dogface butterfly), 1876 nucleotides long. Its product is annotated as esterase FE4-like. The record is from RefSeq and is a predicted model, not a curated record. The coding region runs from base 61 to 1740 and encodes 559 amino acids. The transcript is spliced from 4 exons. NCBI's taxonomy places the organism in Eukaryota, Metazoa, Arthropoda, Insecta, Lepidoptera, Pieridae.
ACGGGUGGCCUUUUAAAUAAUUCUCAUUCAGAGCCGGUGUGUUGUUAUGUCAACAGGAAAAUGUUGAAUAAAAACAAAAUCAUUUGCAUUCUCAUAUACGUCUCUAGUACAUCAUGUUUUCACUCGGAGAUAAGAAAUAAAAGACCUAUAGUAACAAUAACCGAUGGCAAAAUAAAGGGCACGGUCGAAAAAAUUUAUGAUGGAUCUCCAUAUUAUAGUUUUAAAGGGAUACCGUACGCCGAAGCUCCUAUUGGAAAGAACAGGUUUGAGGCACCACUACCUGUCAAACCAUGGGAAGGUAUCCGUGAUGCCGCAGAACAUGGACCUAUUUGUAAACAAAUUAAUUUUACAACAUCUCAGCCAACUGGAAGCGAACAAUGUUUAUUGCUGAAUGUCUAUACUAAAUCUCUAGACACACAGUCCAAAAUACCGGUAAUGGUGUUUAUUCAUGGAGGUUCUUACGACUCGGGAUCGGGCAAUUCCGAUAUGUACUCUCCAGAUCUGAUCAUACAACACGACGUCAUAUUGGUAACUAUCAACUACCGCUUGGAACUUUUAGGUUAUAUGUCUUUAGACAUUCCUGAAGUACCAGGCAAUGCAGGAAUGAGAGACCAAGUAAUGGCCCUUCGCUGGGUUAAACAAAACAUUAUGAAAUUUGGAGGUGAUCCCGAUAAUAUUACUAUAUUUGGGGAAAGUUCUGCAGGGACAGCUGUCACAUACCUUAUACUGUCACCGAUGGCUCAGGGGUUGUUCCAUAAAGCCAUAGCACAGAGUGGAGUCAGUCUGCAAGACUGGGCUCAAGGGAGAAACUUAAUACAGAGAGCAUUUAGAGCAGGUGCAGUACUUGGAAAAGAGACAAAGGAUGUUCGUGAACUAUUAGACUUUCUUCGCAGUCUGCCAGCCAGCAAUCUCACUAAUCUUAAUAACAAGACAUCCACUCAGGAUGAAAGAUACAGAGAUUUGGCACAAAGAUUUGUUCCUGUUGUUGAAAAAAGAUUUCCAAAUAUUGAGCCGUUUAUAAGCGAGGAUCCUGCGCUAAUACUGCUGCACGGUACCACGAGUAAAGUACCACUUAUGCUUGGAUAUAAUUCUGGCGAAGGUCUCACAAUCGUUUCCAGCGAAAUACCAAGACUAGACUUACGUAAUAAAAAUGCUUCAUAUCUUGUACCAAGUAACUUAGUUGAUAGACUUUCGGAAGAGCAAAUAAUCGAAGUUGGAGCAAGGAUCAAAAGAUUCUAUGUUGGUAAUGGGAAUUUCAGCCAAGAUCACCCUGAGAGUAUACGUGAUAUGGCCACAGAUUUGCAUUUCGCAUACAAUACGCACAGAUUUGCUUAUCUCUAUAGCAGCUUGCAAGUACCAGUGUAUAUGUAUAGAUUUAAUUACGAUACUGAUUUGAACGUAGCCAAAAAAUUUACGCCAUACAAAAAUCUAGAAGGUGCCAGUCACGCAGAUGAUCUUUUUUACUUGUUUUACAAUACGCUGAAUAGAAAGAUUUUUGAUAGCGAUCCGAAAUUAAGAAAAUAUACAUAUGAAAUUACCAAAAUGUGGACUGAUUUCGCCAAAACGGGGAAUCCCACACCAAAUGACAGUCUUGGCGUCAAAUGGCUGCCUUACACACCAUCUGGGAAAGAAUAUUUCGCGAUACAACAAAAUUAUACCAUGGGAUCAUAUGCUGACCAACAUCGCAUGGAAUUUUGGAAUGAAGUUUAUAAAGAGGCUGCUCUGCCUUCUAUAGGAUAAAUUUUGAGGCUGCCAUUUAAAUACAAAAACCGGAAAGACUACAGUACUAAUUAUCUAUUUUAUUAAAAAGAAAAAUGUACACAAAAACUAUAGAGCAUACCCUUUUUUAUUUAACACGCUUUUAUGAGGUAAAGGU